Molecule: messenger RNA, 3217 nt
Organism: Pungitius pungitius (ninespine stickleback)
Lineage: Eukaryota; Metazoa; Chordata; Actinopteri; Perciformes; Gasterosteidae
Gene: inpp5b
Product: inositol polyphosphate-5-phosphatase B
Exons: 23
Coding region: 200-2908 (902 amino acids)
Biological process (GO): phosphatidylinositol dephosphorylation; signal transduction
Cellular component (GO): membrane; cytosol
Molecular function (GO): inositol-1,4,5-trisphosphate 5-phosphatase activity; phosphatidylinositol-4,5-bisphosphate 5-phosphatase activity
Source: RefSeq, a predicted model, not a curated record
AGAAGAAGAAGAAGGAGAAGGAAAAGAAGGAGACAACGCCUCUGGAUCGAAAAGGGAAUAAUGUCGCGUCAGUCUCCGUGUGUUUGAAGAGUAUUUACUGGACUCAUUUAUUUACCCCCCCCCCCCACCCCCUGUCCCCUGUCCCCUGCCCCCCCUCGGGCAUUACGGAGUCUCCGAACUUGUCCCCCGGGUCCUCACUAUGGAUCAAUCCGUAGCCAUUCAAGAAACUCUGCAAAGGGAAGAAAACUGCCUCCUAGCGGUCCAAUGUGACGUCUUCUUGGAUGACAUCACAGAGAGCAGACUGCUGGGCCUGGUGCAGUCUACAAAAGAGCACGCAAUCUUUAUUUAUACCCAUCGAAGGAUGGCAAUUACUGCGGACGACGUGUCACUGGAGGACAUCGUGCCCAUCUCCCUGGACUUCGCUGUGGUGGAGGUUUCCUCACCAGAGGAACUUGCGGUCGUUGGUGCUGAUACAAAAGUCCGAGUCAGCUACCAGGAACGGGCAUUGGAGCUCAGGCUUCCUUUCGGUUCCCACUCCCGGUUCUUCCUGAGUGAGGUCAACAGGGCGUGGAGUGAUGUUUGCAGGUCGGUCAACCAAGCCCCCCGGUUUGAAUGGAUCGGCAAGUAUUACAAAGCCACCAUAGGCCAGGGAGUGGUCAAGCAGGUUCUCGCUCCUAUUGGCACGACGCUCACGAAACUCGGCCAGCCCAGGAAAACAGCAGAGAAGUCGUCGGACAAAAAGGGGCCUUCAGAAAAGGAGAAAGGUGCGAGCACUGGAACGCUGACCUCCAGCCAAGAGAGUCAGGUGAAACCCAGUCGCGAGGACCGGGGUGACAUGGUGCGCUCCUCCAGCCACACCACGUCCAACAAGGCUCAGAUCCUCGCCAUGCCGCAGUUCGGCCUGCGAGACAACCUCAUCAGGUGUGAGCUGCUGAAGAGCGAGGAGCUGUACACUUACACCGAGGACUUCAGCUUUUUUCUCGGCACGUACAAUGUGAAUGGACAGACGCCGAAGGAAAGCCUCCGUCCUUGGCUGAGCUGCACUGCGAACCCCCCCGACAUGUACUGCGUGGGUUUUCAGGAGCUCGACCUCAGCAAAGAGGCUUUCUUCUUCAAUGACACGCCCAAAGAGUUGGAGUGGACCAAGGCUGUGGCAGAGGCCCUGCAUCCAGAUGCCAAGUACGCCUUCGUGAAGUUGGUGAGGCUGGUGGGCAUCAUGCUGAUCUUCUACAUUAAGAAGGACCACGCACAGUUCAUAUCUGAGGUGGAGGCCGAGUCUGUGGGCACCGGCAUCAUGGGAAGGAUGGGAAACAAGGGAGCCGUGGCGGUUCGUUUUCGCUUCCACAACUCUGAUAUCUGCGUGGUCAACUCUCACCUGGCGGCCCACAUUGAAGAAUACGAGAGACGCAAUCAGGACUACAAGGACAUAUGCAGCCGCCUCCAGUUUCGCCAGCUUGACCCGACCCAGCCUCCACUUACUAUCAUGAAGCAUGAUGUGAUCGUAUGGAUUGGAGACCUCAACUACCGGAUCACUGAACUCGACGUCUCAACCGUGAAGGAGCUAAUAAGCAAAAAGGACUUUGAAACACUGCAUGCUUAUGAUCAGCUCAAGAGGCAGAUUGAUGAGGAGGCUGUGUUUGUUGGCUUUGUGGAGGGGCCGAUCGAUUUCCAGCCCACCUAUAAAUAUGACACCGGCACUGACAAGUGGGAUACAAGUGAGAAGUGCCGCGUGCCGGCGUGGUGCGACCGGAUCCUCUGGAGAGGGAAGAACAUCGUGCAGCAUCAAUAUCAGAGUCACAUGACCCUGAAGACCAGCGACCACAAACCAGUCAGUUCCCUGCUCGUCAUCGGGAUAAAGAAAGUAAAUGCUGAGGCCUAUAAGAAAACCUUUGAGGAGAUUGUACGCAAAAUAGACAAAUUGGAGAAUGAGUGUAUUCCAUCUGUUACUUUGUCCAAGCGAGAGUUCCACUUUGAGGACGUGAAGUACAUGCAGCACCAGUCCGCCACACUGAGCCUCUCCAAUGACGGGCAGGUCCCUUGUCAGUUUGAGUUCAUCCAGAAGCCGAAUGAGCCCACGUACUGCAAGCCGUGGCUCACAGCCAACCCUCCCAAAGGCUUCAUCGCUCAGGAUGGUUCCGUGGACAUUGAGCUCGAGGUUUUUGUGAACCGCUCAACGGCGCCCGGACUGAACUGUGGAAGGGAGCCGAUGGAGGACAUCCUGGUGCUCCACCUGGAGCGUGGCAAGGACUACUUCAUCUCUGUGACGGGGAACUACCUGCCCAGCUGCUACGGCUCCUCCAUCCGUUCGCUGUGCCAACUAAGGGAGCCAAUCCAGGACAUGCCCCAGAAGGUCCUCCGUCAGAUGGAGGAGAAUUCCCAAAAGGACGAUGAAACGACCACUGAAAAGCCUCUAGACAUUCCUAAAGAACUCUGGAUGAUGGUGGAUCACUUGUUCCGCAAUGCACUCAAUCAGGAAGACAUUUUUCAGCAACCUGGGCUCCGAAUUGAGUUUGCAGAAAUAAGGGAUUGCCUUGACACUGGCAUUCCAGAUUCUCUCCCGGGCAGUAACCACUCGGCGGCCGAGGCCUUGCUUCUCUUCCUGGACGCCCUCCCGGAGCCGGUGGUCCCGUACUCCUUCUACCAGCAGUGCCUCGAAAGCUGCUCCAGCGCCAGUCAGUGUGAGAAGGUUAUUUCCAUGCUACCUCAGUGCCAUAAAAAUGUGUUCAACUAUUUAGCUGCCUUUCUACGUGAGAUGUUGAAGAAUUCUGCGAGCAAUCGAUUAGAUGUCAACAUCUUGGCCACCAUUUUUGCGUCCUUGCUCCUGAAGUCACCGACGAAGCAGGAUCUUGCAGAAAAGAGAAGAACUCAGGAGUUCUUUCAGCAUUUCCUGACCCAAGGCUCAUCGUAGGAGGACUGAAGCUGAACACUAAAAAACUGUACAGUCCACUAUGUGAAAUAAUUUCUUAUAUUCUUAGAUGGCUCGUUGUAUAGAUUUGCAGUAUGGUUACAGUUCUUAUCUGAUAAUGUUUCACACAGGAAGGUUUGUUCUCUCUGAAUGCACAUUUCUGUGUACAGGCUGUAUUGUAUGUCAUUGAGCAUCUCUAGAGCUGUAACCAUUUUACAUUUAUGUAUAUUUUAUUUAAAAAAAUGUAUUUUAAUGUUUCUGAACUCAACAAAUCUUUAUACAUAAAAUGGUUGGAAACAAUGUGUCUGUCUU